AUGGCAACAGAGGACAGGGAGAUGAUGGAAGCCCGGGGGGCAGGAGAAAGCUGCCCAACCUUCCCCAAGAUGGUGCCUGAUGACCCCAUGUCUGAAGGGAAGUCAAGGGCUUCUUUGGAGGCAGAGCCCCCGAAGCCCGACUCCUCCUACGACUACCUGGAGGAGAUGGAAGCUUGUGAGGACGGCGGCAGCCCAGGGCCGCCUAAGUCGCCGUCCUCCAAGGCCGGCCCCACCACCAAGGGCCAGGCGGGCGACGGACCCGAACUCGCAGAGCUGCCCCCGCCCCCGAGGACCCCGGGGACUGAGCGCAACAACGCCGAGACGGAGCUGGAGAAGGCGCGCAUGGAGUUCGAGCUCACGCGGCUCAAGUACCUGCACGAGGAGAACGAGCGCCAGCGGCAGCACGAGGAGGUGAUGGAGCAGCUGCAGCAGCAGGCGACGCCCCGCCUGUUCUCGGGACGCCUCCAGGACCUCCUGCUCCCCCAGAACCAGUUUGCCAUGUUCCUGUACUGCUUCAUCUUUAUCCACGUAAUCUACGUCGCCAAGGAGAUGAUCUUCUUUCUCUUCUCCAAGCACUACCUGUUCUGCAUCGCAGCCAUUUUGCUCUGUUUGAUUAAAACUUUAUGGUCUUACUUCCAAGGCACAAUCUACGGGCUGAAGAGGAGAGAGACUCUGGAGGCCCCCAUCCAGACACCAGAGCCGUAA
This is a messenger RNA of Diceros bicornis minor, 705 nucleotides long. RefSeq names its product transmembrane protein 247 (gene TMEM247). The record is from RefSeq and is a predicted model, not a curated record. The transcript is spliced from 4 exons. The coding region runs from base 1 to 705 and encodes 234 amino acids. Gene Ontology annotation, cellular component: endoplasmic reticulum. NCBI's taxonomy places the organism in Eukaryota, Metazoa, Chordata, Mammalia, Perissodactyla, Rhinocerotidae.